Molecule: messenger RNA, 720 nt
Organism: Chenopodium quinoa (quinoa)
Lineage: Eukaryota; Viridiplantae; Streptophyta; Magnoliopsida; Caryophyllales; Amaranthaceae
Exons: 1
Coding region: 1-720 (239 amino acids)
Biological process (GO): Group II intron splicing; chloroplast organization
Molecular function (GO): RNA binding; protein binding
Source: RefSeq, a predicted model, not a curated record
AUGGCAACCACCCUACUUCCGUCACAACUAACACCCUUCACCACCCAACUUUCUCUCUCCAAGCCCAAUCCCAGGCCCACCAUCUAUUGUGGGCCAAGAGACAACCGUGGGCCACUAGUAAAAGGCCGAGUACUAAGCACAGAAGCAAUCCAAGCAGUCCAAGCCCUAAAACGGGCCCAAAGAUCCACCGGAACAGUCCAAGAAACCCUUAACAAGACACUCAUACGUUUAAUCAAAGCCGACCUAAUUGCUACUCUACGUGAGCUUCUACGACAAGGUCACUGCGACCUCGCUUUAACCGUAUUCUCCACCGUCCGAUCAGAACCAUGGUACAAGACUGAUCUAUCCCUUUACGCUGAUUUGGUAUUAGCUUUGGAUAAGAUGGGUGGAAUGGAGGAAGAUAUUGACCGUUUGAUCGAGGGGUUGGAGAUGGAAAUCGACGGUGGGAAAGGGGGGAUUAAUUGGGAGGAUAAGAAGGGGUUGAGUAGGUUGGUGAAGGCGUUGAUUGGGGCUAAGAGGAGGGAAUCAAUGGUUAGGAUUUAUGGGGUUAUGAAGAAAUGUGGGUGGGGGUGUAGUGGUUCGGGUGUUGAAGUUGAUGAGUAUUUGGCUAAGGUUUUGAGUAAAGGGCUUAAGAGGUUUGGAGAGGAGAGUUUGGGGAGAGAAGUUGAGGUCGAUCUUGAGGUGUAUCUUAAUGCUUGUUUGGGUAGAGUUGGGGUUUAG